Drosophila biarmipes is the source of this 1176-nucleotide messenger RNA. RefSeq names its product serpin I2-like. The coding region runs from base 1 to 1176 and encodes 391 amino acids. Gene Ontology annotation, molecular function: serine-type endopeptidase inhibitor activity. The record is from RefSeq and is a predicted model, not a curated record. Lineage: Eukaryota; Metazoa; Arthropoda; Insecta; Diptera; Drosophilidae. The transcript has a single exon.
AUGGUGGCUUUCAUAGGAUUACUUUGGCCCCUUUUGGUCGGCACCAUCGGGGCUCAGGAGAGCGAGGAGUCAGAAGAAUCGCUCGAGCUGAGGAGCCACUGGGGCACGGAGUACGGCGACCACAACUUUGCCGGGGAGCUCUACAACCAUGUGGGCUCUAACAUGGCUGAUGACCAGGAUUUUGUGAUCUCACCUCUGGGGGUUUCUCAGGCCCUGGGAUUACUGCUUUUCGCCGUGGGUCCCAAAUCGGCAGCGGAAAUCGAUGCUGUUUUGUAUCCCAAGAAAGCCAAUGCCAGUGGCCUAGCUCCUCGUAAUUAUCUGCAGACUGGCGAGUUGACCUAUGCCACAGUGGCUGCACUGCGACCGGAUCUCUAUAUAGACCCAGGGUUCCUAAAGGAUGCCGCAGAGCUGGAUUCCUACGUUUACAGAACGCACUUUGCCCAACGGGAUGUGAAGCCCUUUGAUCAGUUUCUCAACCUUAAAACUCGCGGAAAAAUCAAUGUGGGUCUUGAGGAACUACUGGGCGAUUAUAAUCCAGCAAAUCGAUUGCUAUUCUUCAAUGUCCUCGACUUCAAAGCUCGGUUCAGGUAUGGCUUCAACACUGAGAAACGGGUUCUGGUUGCCAAAAGGACCUUGGCUUCACACGGAUUUAUUCCGGAGUUGCGGACCCGAGUCCUGGCUUUAGGUCUAAUGAAUACCGGUGCUGAACUGUUGAUCCUGCUACCCAUUCGAAAAGCUAACAUUGAGAUGGUGGAGAGUAGAUUGCGGACCGUAGAUAUCCGAAAGAUACGCAGCCGAUUGAAUACAACUCUAAUGAACAUUAGUUUGCCAAAGAUAGGCAGUAGCCAACUUUUGAAUCUACGGGAACCGCUGAGAAGGGCCGGCAUUGUCACAGUCUUUAACAAGACCACAGCUGAUCUGAGUGCCUUCAAAACGGAACUGCCUCUGGAUGAUGUUAUAGUAUACACAAAAAUGAAUCUAUUUAGCCAAGGCAUCAAUUCGGUGCUUUCAAAUGCCACUAAUAUUGAACAGAUUUCUCAACUGGAGGUAGAUAGCUCUAGAGCCUUUGUUCAGGAGGAGAAACCCGUGCAGUUCGAGGCUCUGAGACCAUUUAUUUAUGCGAUUUUGGACUCGCGACAUGUCUAUGUGAUGGGCCGCCAUUUUCCGACUUUGUGA